AUGACGUCCGCUCCGGCACAUGAUCGAUAUGUGGAGGAUGAGGAGGGCUCCAUGCCCCGGAUGCCCUUCGACGUGGCCCGCGCCUUGCUGCGCUUCGCCUGGCACCGGAGCUGGUCCGUGGCACUCAGCACGCUGCCGCCGGGCGAGCUGCAGACGGCCCUGGCGCCGCGGCAGCGGCGCCACGGGGAGUUGGCCAAAGAGGCCCUGGAGACGUGGAACGUCGUGGCUAUGCCAUGGGCCAGCGGGCCAAGGGGAGGCCAGCGCGGUCGACUAGUGGUGGAAAACGUGAGGACUUUGGUGCAAAGUGCUGCGGAGCACUGCGCGUUGAUGCGGAUCUAUGAGGAGAAAGAUGGGAAAAACACCAUCGAGCUCCAGAAACCAGCGCGUGAACCCUACCAGAAAUUUGAAGCAGCUCGCAGUGAGCUGGAAAAUCUUCACGGAACGUUGGCACAUGCGCUUUUUGAACGCAUCGUGGACUUCCUUUGGGCUGUUGCAUGGCAUGCUGCCAACACGGUGGCAGAUCAAAUGGAUUCCAAUGAGGAGGGAGAGGAAGAGGAGGGUGAGGAUGAUGGCGAAGAUGGAGAUGAAGAUGAAGAUGAAGCAGAUGAACAGGAUCCUUUUGGAGAUGACUAUCCAGGCUCAUCCGAUGAUGCUGUGGAUGACAUGAGACAACUUCUGAAAGCAUUCCACGGGAUGUUCCAUGCAGAUGAACCUUUCCGUGGAGUCCGAUGCUCGUUGGCUUCAGAGAUGGAGGGCUCCCCAGUGCUGGAGAGCAUUUCUCGUGUUCCCGGUGCUUUUGGGGCUGGUGGCUUGGAUGCCAUUCGGCUCCUUCUUCCAGAUUGGUCUGGCUGCGCUGAAAAGUUUGACAGCACAGCUGGCGAAUUCCUUCUGAAGGCAGAAGCAUUGAAUCUCCAGGUGGUUCUGGAAUUACCUGCAGUUCCUGGAAAGGUUUAUGAAGACUGGCUCAGAUCUCUAGCGCGCUCGGUGAGUCUGAUGAAGUGCGUUAGAGGCGUGGCUAUGCCCAGGAUUCAGGAUCUUUCCCGAGCCACUGGUCUCAUGGCGGCUCUUCGACAGGGUGGCCUCACACAGGACCGUUGCGCUUGCUUCUUGCAGCUACCGGAAGGAAAAGUCGAUGAGUGUCAGGAAAUGCUGUACAGGAGUGAUGUUUCCACUGAUGCUGAAGCAUUGCCCUUGUGGCUAGCAGAUGGCCAUGUGAUGAUGGAAGCUCCAGCCCACAUCGAAUGUCCCGUCGUCAUCGCUGCAGCAUUUGGCUUCAAGGGGGCCGUUAUGCCAGCAGGCCCUGGCGGGUUGGUCUGCCAAAAGUGCCGGUCGGGACUUUGCUUUGAGGGGAACCGCUGGUGCCAGCUUUGCUCGUGCGGCUCAACGCUGAGUGAAUUGGCCCGUGUCCGGUUCCACUUCGCAAGUCACCGCGCACUAGCCGAGGAGGUAGCCUACCAGGCGGUCCGCCAGGUGCAAGGUGUGAUCGAGCUGGACAAGCAGACGAACUCCCAGGUAACUUCGCUCAGUGACAGGUUGGCCAAUUCGAAAAGACGCCUGGAGGAAGUUGAGGCCGUCGCUAAUACUGCUACCCCUAAGAGCGCUGGCAAACGGCCUGAGCCCCGCCGUGCGGCUGAAAGGGAAGCAGAGGGUGGUCGAGAGAGAGGACCAGUGAAGGACGAAGAGCCGGACUUCGGCGAGGAGGAGUCCUUUGAGGAGUACAGUGAGGAAGAAGAGGUUGAGGCAGAGGAUACGGUUGCCGAGCCGGUGGAUAAGCGCCCUGCAGAUCGUCCCGCUGGGCACGAGCCACCCCCGGAACCGGCGCAUCCGCCCCGGCGCAGCCCUGCGCGGAGGGAGGAGAGAGCCCGUUCCAGGAGCCGGAACCGAGGAAGACGGGGAGGAACCCGUCACAAGCAAGGCUAUCGCGCCUUGCAAGAUCCCCACAGUGUGUUUGGCCGGCCCGAGGGGGAGACAUGGGGGGAGGGCAACGAUGCUCUUCCUGGAAAAGAGGGCGAAGGCCCCGACCCUCCGGGGGUGGGCGCCGAGGGCGCCAACCACCCAGCUGCGGCCGAGGCAGGCGCGGCCGGGCUGGUCAGCCUCUUGGAACCUGGGGAUUUCUGGACUGCACGCCCAGUGCGGCCUGGUUGCAUACUGGAUGUCCCGGUAGCCCAGGAAGAAGAUGGGGUGCAACAGCCUGGCUGCAUCAUCCUAUUUGUACAAGAGGUGAAGUAUCUGAUGCCAGGGUGCUGGGUCAAGGUCAGGUUCCUUGGAGGGGAGCCGGCCUGGGCCCGUGCAGAGGGCAUAAAGGUCUUUUCGCGAGAGCGGAGGGACCUUCAUCUGUGCUGUGGGGGUGUCGACGCUUGCAGCGAGACAGAGGGCAAAGCCUACCACGUCGAACUCUUUGGCGUUUACCCGCCGGGGCAUCCACCCCCCGAAUGCGUGGAGAAGGCCAAGAGACGAGAGUGGGCGAAGCUAUACCAGGAGCUCAGUGGACAAGGGGCCCCGCCAGGCGCCGAGGGCGCUGGGGCUCCCCAAGGAGGGCCGCGUGAGGGCGAUGCGGUGGACCGCAUUUCAGCGUUGCGGAAGCGACUGCAAGCGGGCCGCCCCCUUGCGGCCGCCGAGGAGAGCGGCGAAAUAGCAGCACGCGGGGCGAAUCGGGUGCGCUUCGCUCCGGCCCCUUUAGCCAUCGAGCCCAGGAGCGCGGUGAAGAGCGAGGCGAGAGCGAGUGCGGUAAUCGCCAUCCCAAGCGACUCCGACGGGGAGCCACCGCGGAGCCGGAAGAAGAGAACCUCGAUGGGGGAAGCGCUGGCCGAGGCCGUUGCGCUGAGAGCCCAAGGCGGGGGAGGAGGAGCCGCCUCUUCCUCACGCCAGCGGUCACGGAGCAGGGAACCGAAAAAGAAGAAGAAGAAGAAGAGGAGAUCGGGGUCACGCAGGCGUCGCGACUCUCGGAGCAGCUCUUCAGACGGAGCGACUUCUUCAUCUUCAAGCCUGGUGCCACCGCUUCAACGGAAGGCCAACAAGGACCCCGGCUCCGUGCUAAGGAUGCUGCUGACCAACGUGGCCGAGGCCCUCGCCGAGGCAGCGGUGGAUACGGCAGGGGACUCCGGGCAACUUCGGGGAAAGGCCAACCAGCUGAGCAGCUAUUUUCAGAUUUGCGCCAAACCUCUGCUGGGAGGGAAGGUGCGCGAUCUGAGAGAGCUAGAGACCUUAGCCCGCUGCAUCGACCACCUGAAGUGUGGCAGACUGGCGGAGCUGGGAGACGCUCUGGCUGGAAGGUUCCUAGCCGUCGAGUCAGCUGCCAUCACAAACAAUUGGCAGGAUGCGCAGCAUCUGGAGGUGGUGCCAGUCCGACAUGCAGGACUAGCACCGCCAGCGGUGAUGCUUCAGGCGCAACGCCAUACCCGGCAGGUGGAGAAGUCGCUGGGGAAGAAUCAAUGGAGGAGGACGACUCCCUACGCUCCCCCCAACCGCGAAGGCGGAGGAGGAGAGAAGGGGGGAAGCGGAAAAGGAAAGGGAGAUCGCCGGGGGCAAGGAAAAGGAAAGUUCGGGAAGAACUCCAACAAGAACGCAUGGAAGGAGUCCGCGCUGGGGUGCGAAGACAUCCCGUGCGGGGAAUCAUCGGGGUCGGCGAUGCGCUGUGGCGCCGCUGGCCUGUCGGACCUUGGGGAGGUGGAAGGCUGGGAUGAUGCAGCCUUGAGUGGCCGCCUUGCAAGUUACUACUUGGGAUUAGCCUUGUUACAGGAAGAGGCCAAUCCCGAGAUUUCUCCCGAAGGGGGGGAAGCGCACGUCGCGCCAGCCCCUCCGCUUGGCGCUGGAACAUUUGAAGUUCCGAGCCGCCUGCCUCGAAACGUUGAGUGGGCUAGGUUUGCCGAGCCGGGCGAACUUGGACUAGCACUGGCGGCGGGAGCGAUUUCAGACAAUGUCCCUCUAGGAAUGAAUGAAUUAUUCCUUUUGGUCAAGCACACCACGUCUCAUGACGUACUUUCAGGACGUUGUGGAAUCUUUCCGCUGCCGGUCUUUUUUCCAGAUAGCACAGCCAAGUCAAAUGAAAACCAGGGCUGUGCUGUAGAGGCGUGGCUCAACUUGUUGUGCCUUGGACUCAACCAGCUUGCGGGUUGGAAAAAGAAGCCGCCGACCGAGCGGAAGGGUGCCCAGAUAAAGCAUGUUCUUGAAACCCUGCGUGAUAGGGUUAGGCGGUUUUUGGGUUUGUUUUCCCCCUCUGUUGUUGACCCUGUUUGUGUUUGGGCUGAGCUUAAAAGUAAAAAGCUGUCCUAUGAUGGUGAAGAGUUCGCUGAACCGAUGGAACUAACCUUACCUCAAAUCGAGAAGAGCCUUCCCCCGGUUGGUCAUGGAGGGUCAGUUGAACUUGCCCCUUUGCUGGUAGGAAGAAGCCGGUUUUUAGUGGAAAACCCCGAACAAGUUCUUUUGUCACCGGAUGAAAAGACCCCGGGCCCGAAUGUCGGACGUGUUCACAUCAAGAAAGGGGAAGAGCUUGGUGUCUGGAAGCUGCUGGAGGAGCGGGGAAUCAUCACAUGGCUCCCCAUUGGAAAAGUCCACCAGGAUCAAGGGGGACCCUACUUAUCAGGUCUUUUUGGGGUCCCCAAGAGUGGCCGCUUUACAGAGGAAGGCCUUCCUCUGUUGCGAGUUAUCAUGAACCUCAAGCCAAUUAACCGUGCGCUUAGCAUCAUUCAAGGCGAUAUCGCUGAAUUGCCUAGCGCUGGUAAGUGGCUACAGCUCGUGUUGGAAGACGGCGAUUGUCUGUCCAUCUCCCAGGCAGAUAUGUCUUCAGCUUUCUAUCUGUUUGCCUUGCCUGAAUGUUGGUGGCCAUUUCUCUGUUUUAAUGCCAAGUUUGGGGGCUCUGCGCUGGGACGUCCGGGGUCCGGUACCUUUGUUCCGUGUUGCAAAGUGCUUCCAAUGGGCUGGUCAAGCUCAGUUGGCCUAAUGCAAAUGGCAAGCAGAGAACUCAUGGCCCGCGCCAACACACUGGGGUGUGACGAAUUGCGGAAUCAGCUGCGAUCGCCACCAUGGUUUGUAGAUCCUCUGCUGAGGGACAGCUCCAAGCAAUUCUGGCAAGUAUAUCUGGACAAUUUUAUGACGGCAGAGCUGUCGCCCCUGGGGCAACCGAGUGGGGGUUCCCACCAGUUGCAUAGGGAAGCCGUGGGCUCUUGGACCCAACACGGCGUUCUGUGCGCUGAGGAGAAACAUGUCCUCGCGGCGCCUGCGGCCAUUGAGCUUGGAGUCGAACUGAACGGCGUGGCAGGGCUGGUAGGAUGCGGCCCAGAGCGUAUCCAUAAACUGCUGGUUGCAACUAUCCUCUUGCUGGGGGAGAGGCAACCGAAGGCCAAAUGGGUCCAGGUGAUCUUGGGGCGAUGGAUUUUUGCACUACAGUACCGGCGACCUGCCAUGGCCGUUCUGUCAAGGUGCUGGAACUUCCUCAAGAAGGACCAGGAUAAGAGGCGGUGGUGGCCGGUGGUGCAGGCAGAACUUUCCACCUUAAUUGCCUUGGUCCCUCUGUUGCACACAGAUCUGCGCUGCUCCUUCAAUGAGGAAGUGACUGUUUCGGACGCGUCUGGCUGGGGCGGUGCCGUGGGCGUGUCCCAGUCGCUGUCUAGCACGGGACUUGACCUGUGCAGUCGCCUUAGCGAGCCAGCUUUCGAACCGGUCGACGCCCAGCUCCUAGUUAUUAGUGCCUUCAACGGCAUCGGCGGCGCUUUCCGAGGGUAUGACCUAGCGGGCAUCCGCCCUGCAGGGCUCAUUACCAUAGAAUGUGACAAAGCUGCGCGCCGAGUCACCCGGAAAGCAUGGCCCCAUGCCGAAGAAAUCAGCGAUAUUCUCCUGGUGGACCGGGCGAUGGUCGCUGGCUGGGCAAACAGGUAUCCACGAGUCGUGGAAGUUCACAUUGUUGGAGGUUUCCCUUGCGUGCAUCUCUCAUCGGCAAGGGCAGGGCGGAAGAACCUGGAAGGCGAGGGAAGCCGCCUGUUCUGGAACCUGGUUAAACUCAUAGAGUGGACCAGAGCGGCGUUCCAGGAUUUCGCCAAGGUGACCUUUUUGGUGGAGAACGUCAGGUCGAUGGAUGUAUCAGCGCGAGAUGAAAUCUCACGAGUCCUGGGCGUAGAGCCAUUUGCGCUCUGCCCAUCGGAUUUCUUGCCAUACAACCGACCUAGGUUGGCGUGGUGCUCCGGAACCAUUGAAGAGACCGUGGGGGCAGACCUACUGCCACAAUCCGGGCACACCGUGGUGCUAAUGCACGGCACUCCGCCAGCCAGCGAGAGUUGGCUCAGCCCAGGCUGGGAAAUCUGUCGGCCAGGCACCGCCUUUGCCACUUUCAUGAAGGCCAUUCGGCGCCGCCAGCCACCGCCUACGCCGGCAGGCAUUAGUAGGUGCGACAGCGAUACCCUGGCGCGCUGGGUCUCAGACGAAUACCGGUUCCCUCCCUAUCAAUAUCGGCUGGAGAACCUGGUCCGAAAUGCUUCUGGCGAUGUGCGCUAUUUAAGCGCUGCCGAGCGAGAGUUACUCCUUGGAUUUGGAAAGGACCAUACUCUAUUUGCUGUCGCCGCAAAUGAGGUCAAGGGUAACGAAACUGAAUUCGAAGAUAAACGCCUGUCCUUGUGCGGGGAUUCCUUCUCGAUGCUUUCCUUUUGGCUGGAUCAUAUCACAGUUGUGCCGGAAAUGGGUGACGCCAAGAUCGCCCCAGCAACUGGUGGAUCGCUUUGGGCUCGCUUCUGGGUGCGGGCUGGCCGCAGACGUGCCUGCGCCGCUCGCUCAACGACCCAGAUAUGGUGGCCUGACCUCGAGCCUUCAAAGCUCGAGCCGUCUGGUUGCCCACUUAUCUCGGCAUGUCAAUCACACCGGGUCGGACGUCUCGGUGGCAAUGGGGAUCCCAUUUUCUUCUAA
Cladocopium goreaui is the source of this 6891-nucleotide messenger RNA. The record is from the annotation of a GenBank genome assembly. NCBI's taxonomy places the organism in Eukaryota, Dinophyceae, Suessiales, Symbiodiniaceae.